AUGCAUUUGCACGCGUCAGAUUCGGCAUUAAAUUUCUCUGCUGAUCGCUGGGCUUGUGCCAGUGCCAGUGAUCUGCUACUGCUGCCGCUACUGCUACAGUGUCGGCGAGGGCUGCUGCUGCUGCUGCUGCUAAAGAGGAGAAAACCAUUGGAGAUUCCAAAUCUCCUAGAUCACCAGCUUUCGAUUUGCGUACCCAAUUCAGGGAGUCGGCACGCUCCGUCCAUGGAUUCCAGGAAAGGCAAAGGGAGACGGAAACAGAGAUCACCAAUAACGACGACGACGACGACACUCCUCUGCUGCUCUCUCAUCGCCUUUUUCUCCCUUUGGUCUCUGUUCGCCACUGCUCGCUCAGAUCUUGGAAAUCCAACAAGGAUUCCUCGAGUCCAGGGACGACGGCGGGGGCUGGGCGGCGGCAGCGGGAGGCCGGGAUCGUACCCUCCGCUGUGCGCGGCCAAGUGCGGAGCGUGCUCGCCGUGCAACCCGGUGCACGAGGCGGUGCGGCCGGGCCAGCCGGCGGUCGAGGAGUACUACCCGGAGGCGUGGCGGUGCAAGUGCGCCAAUAAGCUCUAUAUGCCCUGA
Messenger RNA from Zingiber officinale, 579 nucleotides. RefSeq lists its product as uncharacterized. Gene Ontology annotation, biological process: stomatal complex development; guard cell differentiation. The record is from RefSeq and is a predicted model, not a curated record. NCBI's taxonomy places the organism in Eukaryota, Viridiplantae, Streptophyta, Magnoliopsida, Zingiberales, Zingiberaceae. The coding region runs from base 1 to 579 and encodes 192 amino acids. The transcript is spliced from 3 exons.